Molecule: messenger RNA, 1216 nt
Organism: Trifolium pratense (red clover)
Lineage: Eukaryota; Viridiplantae; Streptophyta; Magnoliopsida; Fabales; Fabaceae
Product: CASP-like protein 4A3
Exons: 3
Coding region: 210-1046 (278 amino acids)
Source: RefSeq, a predicted model, not a curated record
GUAAAAGAAAAUCUCAAAGAAGAAAAUACAAACCAAACUAGAGCCCAUACCCACUCACUCUCCACUUUAUUUUCUUUUUCUCAUUUUCUUUCCUUUUCCCACCAAAACAAACUUUUCUUUUUUAUAUUUCCAAUAUUCUUAUUUCAUUUCACUUCCUUUUCAAAAUCCACGGAAGCCUUGGGAAAAACAACUUCAACACAAAACCAAUAAUGGCAACUCACCCAGCCAUGAAGAAAUCAUGGUCGAGGGGCUCUGACUCCACUCAGUUCGAAUCACCUGCACGUUUUUGCUCUCCCUUACGAUGGGACGCAGCAGACUCACCGGAGUAUCGUUCACCGGAAAACUCGCCGGGAAAGUUGGUAGACAAUUCAAUGGCCGUAGUCGCCGUCGACAAACUAAGGAAAUUAUCUCAUGACAAACUCCCUCAGCAACAUAAGCCACCGGAGAAUGCUGUCAUGGUUGUCAACCGGCCAGAGAGAGAUCAGGAGUCUCAACGACAGAUGACGAAGAUGGCAACAACAGACGUCGAAGCUGAACGGAGACCGAGGUCGGCUUCUUCUGUUGGUAGGACGGCGGAGGAGGUUACGAGAAAGGCGGCGUUAGGGUUCCGGCUAUGCGAGGUGGUUGUUUGUCUGAUUUCGUUUUCAGUUAUGGCUGCGAAUAAGACACAAGGUUGGAGUGGUGACUCUUAUGAUCGUUAUAAAGAAUACAGGUAUUGUUUAUCUGUGAAUGUUAUCGGAUUUGCAUACUCAGCAUUACAAGCAUUUGAUCUGGCCUAUCAACUAGUAACAGAGAAACACAUGAUCAGUCACCACCUUCUCUAUCACUUUCAAUUCAUCAUGGAUCAGGUUGUGGCAUAUCUUCUGAUAUCAGCAUCAUCCUCUGCAGCCACACGGGUGGACGAUUGGCAAUCGAAUUGGGGGAAAGACGAGUUCACAGAGAUGGCUACUGUUUCAGUUGGAAUGUCUUUCCUAGCUUUUUCUGCUUUUGCUAUGAGCUCACUCAUCUCUGGUUACAUCCUUUGUACCCGCCGCAACUCCGUGUGAAUUUCUUUAGUUGCUUUGCUGUUGUGACCAAAUGCAUUCCAGAUAUUGUUGAUGCUGGUCAUUUUUUCACUCUAUCGAUUGACUUUGUUUGUAUAUAUACAGUUUCAGUAUAUUGUUCAUCUCAUAAAAGGAGGGUGAAGAAGUAGAAUUUCUUUGUCUUGUUUUUCAAA